This is a messenger RNA of Danaus chrysippus (African queen), 1287 nucleotides long. The record is from the annotation of a GenBank genome assembly. NCBI's taxonomy places the organism in Eukaryota, Metazoa, Arthropoda, Insecta, Lepidoptera, Nymphalidae.
AUGGCUACAAAGGCAAGUAAAUCCAAUACAAAUGGGAUGACAAUAAUAGGAAAUAUUGAUGAUAUGCAAAUUAUAAAAGAAAUCAGUGAUGAAGAUAAUAUUAGACCAAAAAAUUCAUGUUCAUUGAACACUCCUUUAAAUCUUCCCACUAAUUUAGUUCAGAACUCUGGAGCACCUGUUUAUGAAAGCGUCUCGGUUACAAAUUCGGAAAAUGUUCAGUUUGGUAACAAUACAUAUUUUAAUGGUCCAGUAAUCAUAAAACAAAUAGUCCAUCCUAAAACUGGCGUUGAUAACGCUUCCUACACCAAAACAGAAGAAACAGAAAAAGAUGAUUUGCAGAAGCCCCCUUGUGAAGCAUUGGAUGAAACUUAUAUUAAAAAGAAUGAGAUAUUGUUGUGGCACAAGAUAACAUUCUCCGCAGUAUGUAUUACAGUUGUUGGCUGUGUUGUGGCUCUUGUGCUUGUUUUACAAAACAAAAGUGAUGAGCCAAUUCAUAGAAAUGCACAGUCAGAUUAUGAUAAAGAAGAACAUACUCGUUUGGUGGUGGGCGUUUGUGAUGAAAAUUUUCAACUUGUUAUAAUAUCGGUACUCCUGUUAACAUUAACAUUUAUGUUAGUUUCUUACUCAUUACUAACACCGAGUGUUAAGAAAAUAAAUAAUGGUGUGGACAUAAAUCAUCAUUUGAACUAUAUCAAUAAAAAUUGCAUGUCCUGCAAGAAGACAGCAAAUUCAUUGCUGAUAGCACCGAAUCAUUUGCGGAUAGUAUCCAGAUCGGACUGGUUGUCACAGCCUGUGGAAGGCGAGGUUGACAUGCUUCGUCAACCUGUACCAUGGGUUAUUAUAGCACAUACUGCCACAGAGAGCUGCCACACACAGAGUGAAUGUGUUCUACGUGUGCGAUUGAUACAAAUGUAUCAUGUUGAAGCUCGAAAGUGGUCAGAUAUCGGGUACAACUUUCUGGUGGGAGGAGAUGGUUCAGUGUACUAUGGUCGUGGCUGGAACAUUCAGGGCGCUCAUACGAAAGGUUACAACAAAUAUAGUAUCGGAAUAGCUUUUAUUGGUACAUUCAACACCACCCCACCUCCAAAACAACAAGUUGAAGCCUGCGAGAAACUUCUCAAGCUGGGUGUUGAAUUGGGGAAACUAGCCAAAGACUACAAACUGUUUGCUCACAGGCAGUUCAUGUCAACUCUCAGUCCAGGUGAUACAGUUUAUGACAUCAUCAAGGAAUGGCCACAUUUUGUCAGCAAUGUGACAGACGCAAAUUCAUUAAUACCCAAUUAUUAA